Messenger RNA from Phyllopteryx taeniolatus (common seadragon), 3918 nucleotides. It is a transcript of the gene ywhag2, whose product is annotated as 3-monooxygenase/tryptophan 5-monooxygenase activation protein, gamma polypeptide 2. Gene Ontology annotation, biological process: signal transduction. Gene Ontology annotation, cellular component: cytoplasm. NCBI's taxonomy places the organism in Eukaryota, Metazoa, Chordata, Actinopteri, Syngnathiformes, Syngnathidae. The transcript is spliced from 2 exons. The record is from RefSeq and is a predicted model, not a curated record. Gene Ontology annotation, molecular function: protein kinase C binding. Bases 553 to 1296 code for a protein of 247 amino acids.
GGCCACUGGAUGGCAACAUUUAUUUCUUAUGUGGUUCGACAGCACGACUCCAUUUCUUUCUUCCUUUCUUUCUUUCUAUCUAUAUAUCUAGCUAUCUAAUAUUCUGCUUCAUUACCCACAAUGCCCCGCUGCCGCUACUGUAUCUUUGACGAAGUUCAGACGUUGAACUCCAUUGCCCACAAUGCCUUGAGCCCGGCGGCUACUACUAUUACAUCAUUGGCAGACACCCACUUCUCUGCUGCUGAGGGAUGACGCAACCGAGGGGGAGAGAGAGCGAGAGAGAGAGAGAGAGAGAGAGCGAGAGAGAGAGAGAGACGAGCAUCGCAGUUGCAGCGUUCACUUGUCGUCGGAUUUUCACCGCAUUGCGAAUUGAACUGAAAAAAAAGACAAAAAAAACAAUCGAAAUCUUGUUAAAGAAACUAGUAGUAAUAAUAAAAAAAAAAUCCCCAGGCGAGCGGCGCCGCGCCUCGACAGCCCCCUCCCUUGCCCAAAAGCAGCAGCACGUAACGUAAUUAAGAAACGCAGUGGGUGCAAGUGUCCAUUCGCCCGAAGAUGGUCGACCGCGAGCAGCUGGUGCAGAAAGCCAGGCUGGCCGAGCAGGCUGAGAGGUAUGACGACAUGGCGGCCGCCAUGAAAUCGGUAACGGAGCUGAACGAGGCUCUGUCCAACGAGGAACGCAACCUGCUGUCGGUGGCCUACAAGAACGUGGUGGGCGCCCGGCGCUCGUCGUGGCGCGUCAUCUCCAGCAUCGAGCAGAAGACGUCAGCCGACGGCAACGAGAAGAAGAUCGAGAUGGUGCGCGCCUACCGCGAGAAGAUCGAGAAGGAGCUGGAAGCUGUGUGUCAGGACGUCCUCAACCUUCUGGACCACUUCCUGAUCAAGAACUGUGGCGAUACGCAGCAUGAGAGCAAAGUGUUCUAUCUGAAGAUGAAGGGCGACUACUACCGCUACCUGGCCGAGGUGGCCACGGGCGAGAAGCGCGCCGCCGUGGUGGAGUCGUCAGAGAAGGCCUACAACGAGGCGCACGAGAUCAGCAAGGAGCACAUGCAGCCCACCCACCCCAUCCGGCUGGGCCUGGCUCUCAACUACUCCGUCUUCUACUACGAGAUCCAGAACGCGCCAGAGCAGGCGUGCCACCUGGCCAAGACGGCCUUCGACGACGCCAUCGCCGAGCUGGACACCCUCAACGAGGACUCGUACAAAGACUCCACGCUCAUCAUGCAGCUGCUGCGCGACAACUUGACUCUGUGGACGAGCGACCAGCAGGACGACGAGGGCGGGGAGGGCAACAACUAAAAGCCCACGAGAAGAAAAGGCGAAGACGACGAAAAAGGAUCGUGGCAGGAAAAAAAAAAAAGGCCGGUGGACUUUGGCAGCCGCUUUUUGCCGACCCCACUCGCGCAGCAGCCGUUGUUUAUUUUUCCACGUGUUUCCAGAAAAGAACAGAGAGGUGAGCGCUAGUUUAAAUAGACCUUUUCACCAUGACGUACUUCCGGGUGUUAAAAGCUUAAGCAUGUAAACAAACCCCUCUACAUGUCAUUUGAUCCAGGCAGAGCCAUUGAGAAAACGGGAUUGAUCGAUUGACUUUAGCCUUCUUUCUGAAUGUGUCCGUCGAAAAGGUGAUGUUUUGUGAGGCUGUGAGGCUCGGAUGGAGACAGAACAGCGCCUGUAAUUUCACAUUUCGACAAGUAAGUUGAUUCAAAAAUAGACAGAAUGGAAAUUCGGACAUCGCCGAGGGACUGGCUAAUUCACUUUUCUGGUCCUCGGAUUAAUGGCGCAGACGAUCUCUUUUGAUGCUGAAAUUGUUAUAUCGUCGGCUACUAGCAGGCUAGCCAUUGUUUUGCGAAAUUAUCUUCAGACAACCCAACCAAAUAUUUCAUACAUACCUGUGAGAAAAUGUCUUCUCAAUGAUGGAGGUUUGGUUCCCAGUCCGCUCCUUAACAAUUGGCUACUGCACCUCUAUCUAGGCAGUCUUGCGAUCAUUUUUGUACAACUUUUUAUGACAUUCACUUGAUUUAUCCUCGUCACCAACAAGUUCUGCCGGAUAGAUUUUGAUUUUUACAGAGGAAAUGAUAAAACCCAGAAACCUUUAAGGGCAAAUCUGGUGGUGCAGUUUUUGUCGUCGUUUUCAGUUCAGGUCAGCGAUGGUCACUUGCUUUCUGCCACCCGGAAGUAUUCUGGUGCCUAUUGUUUACAAACAUUAUGAAAAGGUCUAUAUAUAUAUAUAUAACGUAUAUAGAGAAGGAGACAAAUUUAUAUGCGGUCGAAAGGGCCUCCACCUUGUUGAUUUCCUUUGCGCCACCCACAACACUUAUCAGCCAAUCAGAGCUCGUCGUCGAGUAGAAAAGGCGACGUUACACUCAGAAUUGGUCUGUCCAGACAUGCUGCUUACAUUUUAUGUUUUGUUAUUCUAUGUAUUGCUUGUGCAUCAUGACACUGCUAUGUUCCACUAAAUAGCCCAUGGAAAUUAACGAAAUUGGCGCAAAUUUGAAACAACAACAAAAAAAAAGUCCUUGUUCCAGGACAUAGUCCCAAACCAGAAAGUGUGACAAACAAAGUGUGUGUGAGUUCCAUUUGAGGAAUUAUAAUAUGUAACAAAUAAAAAGAAAAAAUAAUUAAAAAAUAAUAAUUCAUAUGCAUCACAACAGUAGCCACUUCCAAGGAGUAUUCCAAACCCAGGAAAAGUGAAAAAUACAUAAAUAAAUCAUACACUGGACACCUCGGGGAAGUAGUCACAACCCGGAUGUGUGGAAAAACAGUUCAUUAAUUUGCCUCGCAAGACUGUCAAGUUCCAAGAAAUAGUCUAAACACAUGAAGAGUUACAAACCACAUCUUAAAGUUAAAAAUAAUAAAUAAAUCAUAUACUUGUCUGCUCCAAGUAAUCACGACUCGGAUGUGUGACAAACCUCGUGCUAGGACACCGGUCCAUUCCAGGAAAUAAUCGUGGCCCAAGAAAUGGCUAAACAUCAAUUUGCUUACAGACCCUGGCCAAUUCCAGGAAGUAGUUGUAGCCUGAAAAAGUAAAUAGCCAACCAAUGAAUUAGCCCAAAUUUGCCCAAAGUAUUGCUUAAAAAUAAAAAAAUAAAACCUCCUAAAAAUAGCACGCUAGUCCGCUUUGUUUUCCAUUAAUUCUUUUCGCAGCAAAAGUGAAAAAAAAAAAAAAAAAAAAAGUAAUAAGGCAGCUUUGUGGUUUAUUUUAUUAAAUGCACUCGCCUACUACAACUACUACUACUACUAUUACUAGUACUACUACUACUACUAAACUGUUUCUUCAGUGUACAAUAAUGAUGAUGACAGAAUAAUUAUAAUGAUAAUAUUCAAUAUUGUGCAUGCUGGUGAUGUAAUUAUAUACAGUAGCUUGACUUGAUUCACUUACUGUAUACUGUGGGUGUUAAGUAUUCAUGACUGAAAAAAACAGCCUUCUGUCUACUUUAUUAUUAUUUUUUAAACAAUUAUUUUCUCUACUGUUAAAAAAAAACACAGUUGUACUGGCUGUUGCUUUAGUGACAUGCAAUAUGUGUAUUUAAUUUGUUUUAAAAAAGGCAAAAAAAGAGAAAAAAGGAUGCUUGAACCUCACCAUUGCUCACUCUCGAUGUCGCCAGCUGGUGUUUGUCACAUGGGGGGAAAAAAAAAAAAAAAAAAAAAAAAAGACACACAGUAGUAUUUAAUACUUUUUAUUAUUUAUGGAUUAUUUCUGCGUUUUGACAAAUGUGUUUGGACCACAUUGGAAUGGAUUUUCUUUUUUUUUUAAUAUACCUUCUUUCUCCCUCUCCCGCUGUUUUCCUGAGUGACAACAACAACAAAAAUAUCUUGAAUGUGAGUCAUGAUGUAGCAGUUGCACAAGAAACAAAAAUAUUAGCUAUGAUGAUCAUAAGAGUAAUAAUAAAAAACUAUGAUGGCUGAACGAUCAAAGCACCA